Messenger RNA from Astyanax mexicanus (Mexican tetra), 4104 nucleotides. Its product is annotated as golgin subfamily A member 6-like protein 22. The coding region runs from base 62 to 1963 and encodes 633 amino acids. Lineage: Eukaryota; Metazoa; Chordata; Actinopteri; Characiformes; Acestrorhamphidae. The record is from RefSeq and is a predicted model, not a curated record. The transcript is spliced from 6 exons.
UUCUGGUGUGUUGGUGCACACAUUACACUGCAGCAGGAAGGGAAGACAGCAAAGGCCAGACAUGUUUAUCCUGGUGUGUCGCUACAACCGGGUGUUUGCCUACCCCGGUGAUGAUGUCACGCUGACCUCUCACCUCUCCCCUGAAACCAGUGCGGUUGAUAUGGAGAUCAGGUGGUUCAGGGGGAUAGAAUGUAUUUACCUGUAUAAGAACGGGCAGGUGACGGUGGGUAAAAGGUAUGAGGGCAGGCUGAGUUUGUUCACUGAGGAGCUGAAGAUAGGAAACGUUUCUCUUCUUCUGAGAGAUGUCGGCCAGGCGGACACUGGAAUCUACAGCUGUCAGGUCAUCAGUGGUGGAAACUGGGAAAACAGGGUGGAGAAGACCAUUCACCUGUACAUGGCAGGUACGGAAAUACUUUCACCUGAGAGAUCGGGGUUGAAAAUUGCAGAGCAGGACAGCCUGGAUAUGGAGGAGUCGGUUCAUUCACUUGAAAUUAAGAAACGACUGCAGAAAAAGGACAAAGAGCUUCAAGAUAAGAUUAAGGAGUUGGAAAGCAUGGCAGUGGAGCUGAGGAGAGUUACUGGUCUCCUACAGGACAGAGAAACUGGUCUGGAUGGCAUGAGAAAAGUGGUGAAUGACAGAGAGGUCCGUUUGAACAGCAUGGCCAGUGAACUGGAGGCCUUUAAACGAGAACUGGAGAAACUGGCACUGAAACUACAGGAGAAGGAAGAAGAGAGCAAGGUCCUCUCAGAAGAGCUGCAAGCAAGAACAAGAGCAGUCCAGGAGCUUACAGUGAAUCUGCAGGAAAAGGAGCAGGAACUGGAGGAGGAGAAGAAACAUCAGGAGGAAAGAGAGCAGGAACUGGAGGAAGAGAAGCAACACCAGGAGGAAAGAGAACAACUGCCGCAGACAGUAAAUGGAGGCAGUCCCAGCAUGGCAGAUGUACCCCAAAGUCCUCCCACUUCAGAACUUGUGGAAGCAAGUGAGAAGAUGCUGAGUAAAAUGUACCAGGACCCAACAGAGCAGCUGGAAGAGAUAGAGAGAUGGAUUCAGCAACAAAGAGAAGAAAGAAAGGCAAGAGAAGAGCAGGAGAGGACGGACGCUCUUGAGAAAGAGUUUCUCAGGUACGCUCUGAUGAUGAAAGAACGGAUCGAGGAGGAGCACGAAAAGAUUAUGACCGUUGUGAAGAUGGCGGCUGACCUUAAGAUGGAGCUAGAAUAUGCAGAGACUGAGGAGGAAAGAGGUGAGCUGGAGCUGCAGCUGAAGGAAGCUUCAGAAAGACAAAGGCAAGGGGAGGAAGAGAUGGACAGACUGGCAAAAGAGAUCGACAGGCAGAGAAACAUAAUCGAGGAGAAGCACAAGAAUGAGUUAGAGGAGAUCAGAGAGAAGUACGAGGUUGUGUCGAGGAUUGAAGCAGAGACAAACCUACUGAAAAUCAUCUUGCCCGACGUACAGAUGUACUUUCGGAAUGUAACGGCACCAUUGAGGAACACCUGGAAGAAGCAGAUGCAGGAAUUGGAGAGUGAGAAUAUAGAGUUGAAGCAGACUGAAGAAAGAUAUCCAUAUCCAGACAGUGUAGAAGACUAUGACAGAGAAUAUCAAAGGAGUCCAAUUGAGGAAGAAGAGUCCCCAAGAGAAAUUCUCGAAGUUUCUGAGUUAAGAAUGCAUGCAGAUCAGUUGAGUCACCUCAGUGAAGAGGGUCCAGAAUUAAGUGACAGUUACGAAGAGAACCAACCAAGACUGGAAGGAGAAAUGAAUGAAAAGGUACAGCAAACUAACGAAACAGAUUCUGAAAGUGAGACUUCGGAACUGCAUCCAAAACUCAACAUGGUGAACGGUAUGAUGAUCAAUGGAGGGCAUGAAGAAAUACAAACAGACAUUGGCCAUGGAGCUCAAAAAGAGCAAGAAGGAGUAGGCGAGCAUGAUGAGAAGGAGUGUGAAGAGGACUUGGAUUAUGCCCAGUAGUCAUGCUGGCUCUGAUCCAUGUUUAAAUUUUGGAAGACACAGCAUGUAAUUAAACUGCUCAAGCUGUGUCAGAAUUGGCAGUAGAUUUAGCUUUUUUUGAGUAGUUGCCAAAGCCUCAUUUGAUGAGAUUGAAGGGAUGCUUUGACGAUGUUCCCAUUUUAACCAAAAAUGUAUCAAAUAGUAAUAGUUUUGCAAUGGAACAUGUACUAAUGUACCCUCUGACAAAGGGUUUUUUAAGUGAUGCCAUAUGACUCUAUCUCCAAAUCUGGAUCUUGAAUCCAGUUCCUAGGCCUGAGUUGUGCCCAAAACUGUGCACUACUUUGGGUUGCGCAUUUUGUAGCUGUGCCCAAAAAUGUGGUGAAGAUUUUUUGUGCACUCCAACAACCCCACAAUCAGACAUGUAUAAAAUACUAGAGACCCAGACUUUAGUAAAAGUACAAGUGCUCUAUCAAAAAAGUGACUUGAGUAGAAGUGUUCUUCAAGCAUCAUCGAUAAGUGGAAGUACUCAAGUAUUAAAAAAUAUUUAUUUAGGUAAGUAUUGCAAGUAGUUUAUUCUAAAAUGUACUACUCAAGUAAUGCAAUUAAAAGUACAGUAUUGCAUUAUGUAAUUAUUAAAGAAAGCAGUGGAAAGUAAAACGGAGAACAGGAGCAGCGUGGUCUUCUUAUAAGAUCAGUUUAAUCACUUGAUUCACUCAGUGAUGAGCACUAAAAGUAUUAAACUCAUCAAAACUAUGACGUGAAUUGGAGAAAAAAAUUACUCCAAUAUUCCAGUAGAUACAGAUACAGCAUUUAAGUACUGUAGUACAAUAGUGAAGCAGUUCUACUUCCUCACUAUACCUUUGCCAACAAUGAAUGCACCACAAUGUUUAGUGUACAAAGCGAUGUACUCUAUUGGACAUGGAAUUCCCAUUACAUUGCAUUGUCUGAUUUAAAGCUGUACACAGCUUCUCCAAAGGAGACCUACUAUAUGUUCAGAUUGUUUAUGCGACACACGCUAUGUUGUGAUCUGGAUUUUCACAUUUUCACAGGAAAUAUUAAAUAAGGGGACAGUUUUAAACAGAAGCUCUGGACAUUAAGGAAAGAGUAAACAGUUAACUUUAUCUUUAAACCUUUAACCUUUAGGGAUCAUCAAAUACACACCUCUUUUACAGAAAUGGUUCUUUUUAGGACCAAAAGUAGUUCUUCUAUGGCAUCACUUAAAGAACUGUUUGCAGCAUCCUUUGCUUUUAAGAAAAAACAGUGCAAGCCACCAGUUUGGCAUUCCGCCCACUGCAUACCUAGAACAUUUAGUCAGGUGUUAAGCAAUCGCAAAUACCUAGCACAGUAUACUAUUUUUAAAUACUGUCUGUUUAAUUGCUAAAAUACUAAAAAAAGGCAUGAAGUCUGAAUUUGGUUUAUUUUUAUUUGGCUAAUCAACUGCAUUUGAUUCCAUUUUUGGCCAAACCUUUACUUUAAAAGGAGAAUGCAGAAUUUUUUUUUUUACAAAUCUAAACAUAACUCAUAUAUAUAGUCAUAUAUAGAUUCAGAGUGAAAUGGUUUAUUAUGUAAAAACCCACUGAUUUCUUUAGUGAUCCAGAUGAGACAGAGGACAACAGUAACAUUGCUAUUUAUUUACUGUCAAAUAUGUUAUAUUUAAUGUUAAGAAUAUGAAAGAAAAUUGUGUUUUUUGGUCUAUUUCUCCUUCACCAUAAAUGGAAAAGUCAAUCUCAAAACGAACCUACAAUUCAGACAUCAAGUAGUUCAUAACUACUUUAGGUAACCAUGUUUAAACUCUUAAAAUAACAUAUUAGUCACUAUGACUGUACAUUUCUCAUAUAAUUUCAAUCAAAUCCCUCUGAAUGACUUUAAAAAGAUACUUAAAGAUAAUCUGAAAUCAGAUGAUCCUCUGACCUGGCAGAGUGUUGAGAUAAACUGGCAGUCAUUUUUCUCAGAUGUACAUACAUUGAUGGUAGAAACCGAUUUAGUUUAUUUUUACAUCUUUACAUUUUGGACAAAAGAAAAAUAUGUUAAACUGCUUCAGAUACAUUUUUAAAUGAAUAUGGAAAAGGAGGGGGUUUUGUGUUUUGAGUAGUCUUAUUUUUGUAAUUUUUGUAAUACUUAUAUCAGUUGUUCAAAUCAUUUAAAUGUGAUUCAUAUCAUUU